Molecule: messenger RNA, 4780 nt
Organism: Manis pentadactyla (Chinese pangolin)
Lineage: Eukaryota; Metazoa; Chordata; Mammalia; Pholidota; Manidae
Gene: HERC5
Product: HECT and RLD domain containing E3 ubiquitin protein ligase 5
Exons: 24
Coding region: 1537-4704 (1055 amino acids)
Biological process (GO): protein ubiquitination; ISG15-protein conjugation; regulation of defense response to virus
Molecular function (GO): ubiquitin protein ligase activity; ISG15 transferase activity
Source: RefSeq, a predicted model, not a curated record
CCAACACCAGCUGUUGAAGAGGCUGUCAUUUCCCUGUUGUAUGUCCAUGGCUCCUUUAUCAUAUAUUAAUUCAAGCAAGUUUUUUUUUUAAGACAAGGCAUAAACUACAUAAAAGAAAAAAGAUAAAUCCCAUCAAAAUUAAAAACAGCUCUUCAAAAGAUGUAUGUAAUAACAUAAAAAGGCAAGCCACAGACUGGUAGAAAACAUUCAAAAAAUCUAAUAAAGGACUUGAUAUAUAACAUAAAGAACUCUACUAUAUGUAAAGAACUUUUGAAUAAAUCAAAUGAAUAAAUGGGCAAAAGAUGUAAACAGACCCUUCACCAGAGAGAGAUUAGCACUAAUAAGCACAUGAAAAGAUGCUCAACAUCAUUAAUCCUUAGGGAAAAUGAAAUUAAAACCACAAUAUUAAGACAUCACCAUAGACCACUGUAAUUACUACAGUUAAAAAAGAGUAACAAUACCAAAUGUUGGAAAACAUACAGAGCAACUGGAACUCCCAUAAAUUGCUGAAGAGAAUGCAAAAUGGUAUAUGUGUUUUGGGAAAGUCUGGCAGUUUCUUAUGAGAGUCCUGUAGUUACCGUAUGAUGUAACAAUUCCAUUUUUAGGUAUUUAGCCAAAAGAGAACAUUUAUCUUGUCAAAGGCUUGCUCAGUCAUUGCUCCUCUAUUCACUGUAGCUAAAACUGGAAAGGACUCAAAAAUCCAACAACUGGUGAAUGAAUAAACAGAAUGUAUUAUAUCCAUAUAACGGAAUACCACUCAAUAACGAAAAGGGAACUACUGAUGAAACAAAGGAUUAAUCUCAAAAGCAUUAUGCUAAACGAAUAAAGGCAAAGACAAAAGACUGUGUAGGUUUGUCCAAUUGUAAGAAAUUCUAGAAAAGUCAAAAACCUAUUGACGGAUCACUGUGCCGGCACCGUGUAAAUAGUUUCUCUUUUCAGUUUCUUUGCAAUCCGGUGGCAGCGCCUGUAACAGAAAUGCUUACCAAACUUCCCUUACAACGGUAGUUUCUGUACAAGUUCGCCUGUGACAGAGCUCCUCUUUGUGGAAUUUCGGUUAUUCUUCGAAAGCCAUGUGGUCCAGGAGUUGAGGUGACUGCUGUCCGUUCCGGGAACACCUUCUCAGCUCCGCCCCCCAACCCAUCACCCACCAGCACUCCGUUUAUUUGGGCCGCCUUCCAGGCCAUUCUCGCGUCGUUCGUUUCCCUUUCUCUUUCCAUUUCGAUUCUGCCCCCUUAAAAAUAAAAUCAGUUUCGUUUCCGACUUGACCUGCAGGCCCCGCCCCCAAACAGCGCUCGCGAGCCGGACGUCUGAGCAGCCGCGGUUGAGCAGAGCUUGCGGGUCGCCGACGCAGCUGUGCGGUUGCUGUCUCCUGCUCGGCACCGCGACGCCCCGGGCGGUGGACGUCCUCAGGCCUCAGAGCUUCCCGUCUUUCCUUUUGCCUGGCGGGUGGCUGGACUCCGUCUCCACCGAAGGUCCGGAGAGCAGAGGCGCGCCGUGGAGCCCGCGAAAGCGGCGACGGAGCCGAGGCCACAGAGGAUGUCGCGGAGCGGCGCUCGCUCGGCUCCCGGUGUGGCCGCCGCGGCCUGGUCCGUCGCGUCUCGCGCGGCGGAGCCGCAGGGCACGCAGCUCUGGCUCUUCCCCUGCGCCGCGGGCCUCCGCAUGGCGCUGUCCCAAAGGACAGAGGCGACUCGCCAGAUGUGCUGCGCGCGCGAGCGUCUGGUGGUGCUGGAGCGCGGCGGGGCCGGCGUCGAGGUCCACGACCUGUGGGCGGCGAGCGCCAGCGCCAGGAAGCCGAAGUGCAUUAAGUUAGGAAAAAAAAUGAAGAUACAUUCCGUGGAUCAAGGAGCAGAGCACAUGCUGGUUCUAUCCUCAGAUGGAAAACCAUUUGAGUACAACUAUAGCAUAGAACAUGCAAGGUUUCAAUGCAUUUUACAAGAAAAAAAUAUAAUUCAGAUCACAUGUGGGGAUUAUCAUUCUCUUGCACUUUCAAAAGCAGAAAUAUCUCAGACUGGGUCGUUUAAACAGCAAAAAUUAAUUUCUCAACAGUUCUGGAGGCUGGAAAUCCAAUUCAAGGUGCCAGCAGAUACAGUGUCUGGUGGUGAGCUUUUUGCAUGGGGACAGAAUUCAUAUGGCCAGCUUGGAGUUGGAAGAAUAUUUGCUUCAACCCCUACACCAGAGAUUGUGGAGCAUCUCUCAGGAGUCCCCUUGGUUCAGAUUUCUGCAGGAGAAGCCCAUAGCAUGGCUUUAUCCAUGUCUGGAAACAUUUACUCAUGGGGAAGAAAUGAUUUUGGACAACUCGGUCUGGGCCACACCAAAAAUAAAAGGUCUCCUUCCCUUAUCGAAGCCCUGGACAAUCAGAAAGUUGAAUUUCUCACAUGUGGUGGCUUUCACGCUGCCCUGCUCACAAAGGAUGGGCUGGUCUAUACUUUUGGCGCUGGAAUAUACGGGCAACUUGGUCAUAAUUCAACAGAGAAUGAAUUAAGACCACGUUUGGUGACUGAGCUUGUUGGGAAUAGAGUGACCCAGUUAGCUUGUGGAAGGUGGCACACACUUGCCUAUGUUUCUGAUUUGGGGAAGGUCUUUUCUUUUGGUUCUGGAAAAGAAGGACAACUGGGAAGCAGUGGAACACAGAAUCAGCUGAUACCACUUCCCAUGAAAUUGCCAUCAGAUGAAGAGCUCAAAUUUGAGAGCCAUGCCUCAGAAAAGGAGUUAAUAAUGAUUGCUGGAGGGAAUCAAAGCAUUUUACUCUGGUUGGAAAGAGAGAAUCCCUAUGUUAAUCUGAGGAGGAAAAUUCCUACAUUGAAUGAAGUGACUGUAAGCAGGUGGAUUGCUGAUGUGGGGACUAAACAGUGGCAAAAUGCAAAAAGGGAAAUCAGAGAGAUAUUUUCAUCUCCUGCUUGUCUGACUGGAAGUUUUUUAAAGGAAAGAAUAGCUACAGAAAUGAUUCCUGUUCAUUUGGAUUUAAGUAAAGCAAGAAACACCUUCAAGGAGUUAACCCAGAAGGAGUGGAUCACUAACACGAUAACCACGUCUCUCAGGGAUAAUCUGUUCAAAAAUCUUCCGUUUCAUUCUCCACACCAAGAAGCUUUAGAAAUUUUCUUCCUUCUUCCAGAAUGUCCUAUGAUGCAUGAUUAUAACAACUGGGAGAGCCUAGUGGUUCCGUUUGCAGAGGCUCUUUGUAAAAUGAGUGACCAUUCGUCAGGCAUAAUGGAGAAAUAUUGGGCAUCUCUGCAAGAAUCUGAUCUCAGCCAACUGGUCCAGAUGUUUACAAGAGCCAUCACUGCUCAAAUGCGCUAUUGGACUGAAAGUCCAGAGAGUAACUGUCACAUUAAAGCUCUCUUAGAAAUGUUGAAAAGGCUGCACAGGUUAAACCAGGCUAAAUGUCAACUGCCUGAAAAUAUUUUCAAAGUAAAUGAACUCACGCACUGGCUUGAUUUUUAUGGAGAAGUGUAUAGAAGAUCCUCUUGGAAAAUGAGUUCAGGCACUUCAGGAGACCUCCAUUAUCCUGUCAUAUUCAGUCAUUUUCCAUUUGUCUUUAAUAACUUAUCGAAAAUUAAGCUACUAUAUGCAGACUCACUUUUAAAAAUACAGGAGAACAAAAUUAGAACUUAUAUGAGGUUGGUUGGAAUUAUGGAACAAGGAGCAUCUGAAUUAGCUUUGCUGCCCACCUUUAAUCUCAUAGUUAGAAGGAGUCACUUAAUUGAGGAUGUUUUGAGACACCUAUAUCUGUAUGAGAAUGAAGAUCUGAGGAGGGAGAUAAUGGUUUCCUUUAGUGGAGAAAUUGAACAUGAUUUUGGAGGAGUUAAGGCAGAGUUUUUCCACUGCCUGUUUGAAGAGAUGACCCGGCCAGAAUACGGCAUGUUCAUAUAUCCUGAAGAGGCUCCCUUUGUGUGGUUUCCUGUCAGGCCUAAGUUUGAGAACAAGAGAUACUACUUCUUUGGGGUUCUCUGUGGACUUUCCCUUUUCAGUUGCAAUGUUGCCAACAUCCCUUUUCCAUUGGGUCUGUUUAAGAAACUUUUGGACCAAAUGCCAUCAUUGGAAGACUUAAAAGAACUCAGCCCCAUUUUGGGAAAGAGUUUGCAGACACUUCUGAAUGAUGAAGGCGAUGGCUUUGGAGAAGUAUUUUACAUCUAUUUUAAUGUGCAUUGGGACAAAAGAGAUGUAGACUUAAUUCCUAAUGGAAGUUGUGUAAUUGUCAACCAGACAAACAAGAGAGACUAUGUUUCUAAGUGUGUUGAUUACAUCUUCAACAUCUCUGUAAAGGCAGUUUAUGACGAAUUUCAAAGAGGCUUUUACAGAAUGUGUGACAAGGAAAUCAUUGGAUUUUUCCAUCCUGAAGAACUAAAGGAUGUGAUGAUUGGAAAUACAGAUUAUGACUGGGAAACAUUUGAAAAGAAUGCACAUUAUGAACAAGGAUACGACAGUUCCCAUCCCACUAUAGUGAUGUUUUGGAAAGCCUUACACAAGUUGACUAUGGAGGAAAAGAAAAAGUUCCUUGUGUUUCUUACAGGAACUGACAGAAUUCAAGUAAAAGGUUUAAAGAACAUGAAAAUAACGUUUUGCUGUCCUGAAAAUUUUAAUGAGAAAGAUCCCAUAAGAGCACAGACGUAUUUUAGUGUCCUCUUCCUCCCUAAGUAUUCUACAAUGGAAAGAGUGGAAGAAGCACUUCAAGCAGCUAUCAACAGUACCAGAGGAUUUGGCUGACCUACCUCACACUUUUUACACCUUUUUUGGAAAUAUUUUCAGAAAUAAAAUUUUCAACUCAAAAGUUAACAUGAAA